Messenger RNA from Lolium rigidum, 823 nucleotides. RefSeq names its product salicylic acid-binding protein 2-like. The transcript is spliced from 3 exons. The record is from RefSeq and is a predicted model, not a curated record. Lineage: Eukaryota; Viridiplantae; Streptophyta; Magnoliopsida; Poales; Poaceae. Gene Ontology annotation, molecular function: methyl jasmonate esterase activity; methyl salicylate esterase activity; methyl indole-3-acetate esterase activity. Gene Ontology annotation, biological process: salicylic acid metabolic process; jasmonic acid metabolic process. Bases 1 to 807 code for a protein of 268 amino acids.
AUGGAGGCAGCUCGUGGCAGCGGAGCCAAGCACAUCAUUCUCGUCCAUGGCGCGUGCCACGGAGGCUGGAGCUGGUACAAGGUGGCGUCUCGGCUGCGAUCAGGGGCGGCAGAGCUCAGCUACCACGUCGCAACCCCGGACCUCGCUGCGUCGGGGAUCGAUGACCGCCGGCUGUUGGAGGUGCCGACGUUCCGCGACUACACGGGCCCGCUGCUCGACGUGCUACGGUCGCUACCGGAGGGUGAGAAGGCAGUGCUCGUCGGCCACAGCCUCGGGGGCCUGAGCGUCGCGCUCGCAGCGGAGCUGUUCCCGGAGAAGGUCGCCGCCGCGGUGUUCCUCGCCGCUUUCAUGCCGGACUGCGUGUCGCCGCCAUCGGAGGUGGUUCUUAAGAAUGGUGCGCGCAGCAAGUAUACCCCGUUGGACAAUGAGAUGCAACCCCAAGAUGCAGAGGGAAAACUCCCAUCUUCCUUCAUGUUCGGGCAACAGUUUACAGAACAAAUGUUGUAUCAGUUGUGCUCGCCUGAGGACCUCACACUUGGGAAAUCUCUCAUGCGAAUCGGCUCCCUCUUCCUGGAAGACCUGCAAAUCCAGCCGCCAUUCACCAAGGAUCACUAUGGAUCAGUGCGUAAGGUCUAUGUUGUCUGCAAGCAAGAUGAGACCAUUCCUGAGGAGCACCAGAGGUGGAUGGUGGCGAACAAUCCGGUGGAUGAGGUCAUGGAGAUCGACGGUGCGGAUCACAUGGCAAUGCUCUCUACGCCCGACCAGGUUGUGAGGUGCAUCAUUGAUGUUGCUAAAAGAUACAAUUGAAUCGAAUGGUGUCAAU